Molecule: messenger RNA, 731 nt
Organism: Stegodyphus dumicola
Lineage: Eukaryota; Metazoa; Arthropoda; Arachnida; Araneae; Eresidae
Gene: Skp2
Product: S-phase kinase-associated protein 2
Biological process (GO): SCF-dependent proteasomal ubiquitin-dependent protein catabolic process
Cellular component (GO): SCF ubiquitin ligase complex
Molecular function (GO): protein binding
Source: RefSeq, a predicted model, not a curated record
GGUAACCAUCCAGUUCUGGCGGCAGAAAUAAAACUUUUGCUAAAUUUCCUGUAAUAAUGAAUUUGCAAUGAUUCUGAUUAAUUCUUCUUCUUAAUUUAAGCAUGCUAAGGUCACAAAAACAAAAUAAGCCUCAAAAAAUGGCAAGAACACUUUCUAAAGAAAUCUAUUCAGAAAAGAUGUAUACUAAAGAAGAAGAUAUUUUAGAUGAACCAUUAGCUUUACGCAUCAUGAGAGAAAUGGAAGUAGUACCUCUGGAGGAUACUCUUUCUUCUGACGAAUCUCUCUUACCAAGUGUACGUGUUCCACCCAAAAAAUUAAGAAAGACUUUGAAAGUUAAAAAGAAAUCUGUAAAUCUGUCUUCUGGAAGGUCUCAACCACAAACUUCUGUAAGGCCUCAUCUGAUAGAACUUUCAGAUGAUAUUGUUUUGUUUAGAAAAUUGAAUCUUUCACAGCCAUCAGGAGAAGAUCCAUUUGCAAAAUUAUCUGAUGAAAUCAUUUUGCAUAUAUUUAAAUGGUUACCAAAGACAAUUUUGGUAAAAUGCUCACAAGUUUGUAAAAGAUGGAGAAAUCUGAGUUAUGAUGAAACGUUAUGGAGAAGGUUUGAUUUGGGAAGAAAGUUUAUAAAACCAGGUGUACUUGGAACUCUUUUAUCACGAGGAGUUAGUGUAUUACGAUUAGCUAUGUCUGAGGUAAGACUUCUAAAACUCUUGUCUGAAACAAAUAGUACAUAA